Messenger RNA from Penicilliopsis zonata CBS 506.65, 644 nucleotides. RefSeq lists its product as hypothetical. Lineage: Eukaryota; Fungi; Ascomycota; Eurotiomycetes; Eurotiales; Aspergillaceae. Bases 212 to 535 code for a protein of 107 amino acids. The transcript has 4 exons. The record is from RefSeq and is a predicted model, not a curated record.
GUUCCUAUGAUAUUAGUAUGGAGUGGGUAAUCGUGCUGCUUUGCUAGUUAGUUGCAGUGCGUAGCUGGGAGUCGUUCUUCAGGGUUUGAUUCGACAUGGAUCAGUCUGCAUUGCAUCUCAUUCGGCGGAUUCUUCAGCAAGGAUAAUUGGUUGUUUGGAGCAAGACGAAUUAUUGAGGCGGUUCAGGGGUCGAGGCUGUUUGCAUGUUUGCAUGUUUGCAUGUUUGACUUGUUUGCAUGUUUGCAUUCUGGGCUCCUUCCUAAACCAUCUCCAAGUCGAAACUCAACGACCGACAGUAAGAAAGACUCAGCAUCGUCGAGGAGACUCGCACGAGAAGGCAGCAGAGAUGUCAUCGAUACCAGCGGCGCCGAACCCGGGCAGCGAACUCACUGGAGUUGAUUGGGCACGUCGGUGUGGGAAUACAACAGUGCAAGCUUCGUAUUGUAGCUGGCUGAUUAUGGGUAUCUGGAAGAUACCGUCUCGUUCCCUGCUGCAGUCGAUCACUGAUAGAGACGCUGUUCGAUGCCAGGCUUAGCUUCUUGCCACAGGUCAAAGGUGUUCGAUUGUUAGACAUUUUCGAGAAUUCUCACCCUAGGCCUCAGGGCUCGAUAUCGAUAUGCUGAACUUUGUAGAUCGGGUAAACC